This is a messenger RNA of Orbicella faveolata, 13795 nucleotides long. RefSeq lists its product as uncharacterized. Gene Ontology annotation, molecular function: microtubule binding; ATP binding; microtubule motor activity. Gene Ontology annotation, cellular component: microtubule associated complex. Lineage: Eukaryota; Metazoa; Cnidaria; Anthozoa; Scleractinia; Merulinidae. The record is from RefSeq and is a predicted model, not a curated record. Gene Ontology annotation, biological process: microtubule-based movement; mitotic spindle organization; spindle elongation.
UUUAGAUAAAGUUUUGAACGACUAGUAGAUUUAUACUAGGACAAUUAGAUUAUUCGGUCUCGAUUUGGAUAGUUUAUUAUUUCCCUUGAAAAAUUCUAUGCUGUUAAUGAACAACACUCCAUUUAGCAGUUCUGUUUACAAACUUUAAUCACAUGACAACAGGGAAGGACAAUCGAUCUCAUGAUGUGAGCAUAGCAACAUGGCCAAACCGCUUGACAACAAUCUCAACCAGAUACGACCACCAGGCCCCUGGACUUGAGCGAUGAUACGUGAUUUGAAGUUGAAGAAACAAAGGAUAAAUAGCGGAUAUGAGCAAAGGAAAAGAAGCAGGAAAAAUUCAAGUUUACGUUCGGGUGCGUCCAUUCACGGACAGAGAGAAAGAGAAGCGAGAAACUAAUGCGAUUGAGAUUCAUCAAGAACACUCACUGAUACGAGUGUUGGAUCCAAGAAGUCGGACAAACUAUUUUUUUGAUGGUGUGUUCAGCCCAGAAGCAAGCAAUCAAGAGGUGUACCUCAAAGUUGGAAAACCUCUCGUCUAUGCCGCUCUCAAUGGCUACAAAGGGACACUGUUGACGUAUGGGCAAACUGGGACAGGCAAGACUUUCACAUUGCUGUCAGACGAUGGUGUUACUACGCGAGUUGUCCAGCACUGCUUUGAGAAAAUUGACAACGAUGAGAUUCACACAUACAAGGUCAUGUGCUCGUUUUUGCAAGUCUAUCAAGAGAAGGUCUACGAUCUUCUGAAUCCGCGGUUCAUUGUGGACUUACCGGUCAGAGAACAUCCAAAGAAAGGGGUGUACGUUGCAAACUUAACCCAACACGAGGUGAGAAGCGCUGGAGAUGUGUUCGCGCUCUUGGAAAUUGGAAAGCAACAUCUCGUUAUCGCGGAAACUAAAAUGGUCCGACAUUCUAGCAGAUCACAUUCGAUUAUGCAGCUGAUUAUAGAAAGAAGGCUGAAAGCGCAUAUUGCCAAUGAGAAACCUCCAGCCCCAAGUGAGACGACUGUAUCUCACGAGGCUGUUCAAGAAUCAAUCAUGGCGGUGGAUGAGACGAUAAAUAAUCUCAUAAAAGAACUGAAACAAGAAAGGAAAAGCCAUCAUAAGCGUGAACGGGAAUGUUUGAAAGAGUUAAUGGAGAAGGAGCUAAACAACGGAAACACCUUUGAGGGUGAUCUCAUUGUGAAAGGGAAAAUCAACCUAUGUGAUUUAGCCGGAAGUGAGCGAUUAACAAAAACCAAGGCAGAAGGAGUGCGUCUAACAGAGGCGAAAUAUUUAAACACCUCAUUACUUGAGCUAGGAAAUGUGAUCCACGCCCUUGCACGUGGACAAAAGCGGCACGUGCCAUACAGGAACUCUACUCUCACCAGACUCCUACAAGACUGCCUCGGCGACAAUGGGAAAACUAACUUCAUCAUUUGCAUAGCGCCUUCUCUUGGCGAGGUGAAUGAAACAAAAUGCAGCUUGAACUUUGGUCUUCGAGCCAUGAGAAUAACUAACGUUGCCCGCCUUAAUGUUGAGGUGGACUAUAAAGUAUUGGCUGAAAGAUUGGCGAAAAAACUGGAGGAUCAAGAAAUUAAAUACAAGUUCGAGAAGCUUGAAUACCUCAGAGAGAUACAACGCCUGAAGUCCGCGAUAAGCUGUUAUCAAGAGAGUGAGAACUUCGCUGGGAAAGAUCACGAGAAGUUAGUGUCAGUGAUUGCUAAUCUCUCCAAAAGCGUUCAGCGAGAGAAGGAGGAGAAGAACAAUCUACAAACAGAGCUGGUUUGCCUCAAAAAACAGGUCUCUCAGCCAAUGGGAACUGCUCCUGAUGUCGAGGCUGUUCUGCUGGCUGAGCUCAUGUCCAUGGAACUGCUGGCAAAUUUACAAAACCCAGAUGUAGCAAAAAGCAUUCUUUCAGAUAGCACAUUACCAGCCAAGGUUAAAAGUCACCUAGCAUUAGCAGACACUCAGGAGACGCUCCUGAACAAUGCUGGGUGUUUCUUACAGCUUUUGGACUUGCAUCUCGACUCUGAACUGGAUGCGAACGAGAGAAAGCUUACCGCGUCCGAAGCUAAAGAAUACCUACAGUUUAAUUUUUCUAGGGCAGGCUCAGUGGAGUUGUUUUCCAAAGACUGCUCCAUAAAAAUUUCCCCCAGGGGUGUCCCCCAAGAACCGUGUGUCAGCCUUCCCAUGUACAACACCGGUACUGAUGAUAAUGCCUCUGGACUAGCGGGUGGCGUGCGCAGAAUGCUGGGUAAACUCAUGGGUAGAGAGAGUAAGGACAGAACGGCAAUAUCGCCUGGUACCCAGCCCACCAGUCGCUCAUGCUCAGUUCCUACCAGUGACGUAAAGCCAAGUACACGUGACCAGGACGACGCCAUGAUGAAAACCAAGGCGCUGUUAACAAAACUGACAAGUUCCAAGGAGAAAGUGGAGCAACAAGUCCUUAGUUUGCUGUCCACACUAUUUGAAGAACAAAUCACUAAGACGGAAGAACAAUGCCCACAAUGGAAUGAGUUGGGAAGGAAGCUGACCAAGCUGAUCAUGUUUCGACGCAAUAAUAUGCCUGGUUUGAGUGAAGCAGACAUGUGGGCCAACUCUGAAGACUUGAACACAAUCCUGGAAAACUGUCUUCGGUUUGUGAUCAUUGAUAAGGCUCUGCUAGCUUGUCUGUUAGUGAUAGAGCUUUUGGAUUUGAGACAAGUGUGUGGGACUCUUGAGGACCGAAGAAAGUUUCCGAGCAAGGAUGUCCAGGAAAAAAGCAGUGCCCAGGAAAACCUGUCUCAGGGCAGUUUGUCGCCAAAUACACCACAGGACGAGAAGUUACACUUAAAAGGAAAUGGCAAAUCAUCCGCUUCCAACGAAAGUAAGAAAAUUGUCUUUAAAAGUCAGGAUAAUGGGUUGGGCUCGCCACAGGGUUCCAUGUCCCCAAGACGAGAGAAACUAAAGAAUCUCAAACACACCAAAACAGAACUGGAAAAGGAAAUAUCUGAUAUCCAUGAAGACACAACCAUUCUUGAAACAGAGCUUUUCUCAACCAUGGAGGAGAAAACGAAGGUUGAAGAAGAACUGUUCGGAAUGAAACACCACGUAACCAAACUCAGAUCUGAACUGUUCCAUCUUAAACUUGAAAAAUCCAACUUGGAAAGUGACGUCAAAAAGUCUAAAAGCCAAGAAAAUUUACUGCAAAUUACCGAUGCGGAUGCCGGGUUAAAACCCGCUUUUGAGUCACCCAAGGAACCACAAAGAGGAUAUCCUGAGCUCUCCGACGUUAUGGAAGCGUCACACGAAAGUAACGACAGCGAAAACAGUUCGCAGAUGUCUGAUGGCAAUGAGACCAGAGAGGCGUUCUUGAAAACGUGUAUGGAAAACAUCUCGAAAAUUUACACGCUUAUGCCAAACCACGACGUAGAAAUCGCGAGUGAAGAUGAACUGUCUGAUGAUCAAGAACCGACACUUUCCGACGCGAACAUUGACGACAGUGAUGAAGAGAUCGUUAUCACAAAACUUGCUCGAAGUCUUCGUUCACCUUGCACAAGUCCAGCGAAAGAGAAGGCAUCUAUAGCAUCAUCGCCAAACAAGGGAGGAAAAAAACAAACAGCUGCUAGCAACGGUCAACGAAGCAAAGCCAGCACAGGGAACGAUGUCACUGAAGACCUUGGAAGCAAGUCGAAAGAAGCACUAGUCAAGCAAAUACAAGAACUUAAGAGGAAGUUGCACAAAGCUGAACAAGAGUUAGUUGAAGCUCGAGAAACCAACGAGGAUUUGGAAGAAGAGCUUGACCACAAGAAGGGACAGUUAGCAGAGGCACAGGAAACUAUAACAAACCUCGAAAACCAGAUUGUUGAGGAGAAAGAAACCUGCGAGCAAGUGCGGCAACAGUAUUUUAGCGUUAAAACUCAAAACGAGAUACUCGAUGGAAAGAUAACGGCUUUAAGAUUGGAAAUGGAAAGGGUUUUAAGAGAUAGUAAUGGUGCAAACGUUGCUAGCAAAACUAUGGAAAAUUCGCGAAGAGAUAACCCACCGACAUCUCCAACAAAGACAUCAGUAAAAUCACCAGUAAGGCAACCGACAAAGGCAAAGGUUCCCAAAAUUGACCUCCGAACUCCGCCUCAAAAACAGCUUACCUCAAAUGAGAUGGAGUUUAUUGCUCUUAUUGAAGAGAACGCAGAGAUAAAAGUAAAACUGGGUAAAGCCACUCAAGAGAAAGCUCGUCUGGAAAAGUCACAGAAAUUUGUUGAAGAAAAAUCUUCUAAGAUGAAGGCUGCUCUUCAAACAAGCGAGGAUGCGUGCAGUCGAUUCAAACAAGAAAUGGCAGAACUCACGAAAGAAAAGGUCAGGCUGACCGGCGAAGUUACUGAUUUACGAAACAACAACUCGAAUAUGGCAGAGGAGCUUCAAAAGUAUCGAGAAAAAGCAACACGACUCGAGAAAGAUAUAGAAGCAAUCGCCUAUAUGAGCACGAGACUCGAAAAGAACAACAAAAUGUUGGAAAUGGAGAUAUCGAAAAUGGAAUCCGAGUUGGGCGCUUUAAAAGGCAAGUACGAAUCGAUGAGUCAGGAAUGCCAACGACUUGACCAAGAGAAUCAGCUGGUAAGAAAGGAGCGAGAAAUAGCACUUCUUGAAUUAGGAGCCAUCAAAAAAGAAAAGAGUCAGCUACUAGAGCAGAGGUUUUCAAUCGACGAGGAAAAGCUUAGAAAAGAGAAAGAGCUAAAGGACAACGAGGAACGGCUCUUUGAGUUGGAAUCCGAAAUGUCCGAGCAGAAACGCCUCAACUCAAAUUUGCAGAAAGAGCUAGCAGGUAUGGCAGAAUAUCAAGAAGCGCUGGAAAACGAAUACUCCAAAGUAAAGAACGAAGAAGACAAACUUAAGCAAGAACUAGGUAGAGUAAGUAUCCGGGUAAUGGAAGUUGAAACAGAACUUGCCUUAGCUGCACAGAAUGCCCAUGACGAGACGACAAUCGCUGGAUAUUCCCGCAAGCACCAGAUGAACCAGAGAGGGAAAUCAUUCUCUGGAACACCUAGUAAAAAGUUCUACACCAUUACCCACACAAGUGAAGACGAGAUUGCUGACACGUCUUCUUCCAUAGCAGAAUCUCCCGCAGAUGAAAGCAAACAGACGGAACACGAAAAUCAGCUUCUGAAACUUGAGAAUGGUUAUCUGCAACAGCAGUUAGCAGAAAGCGAAAACGUCCUUGCCAUGUACAGACAAGACUUAGAGAGUGCGCAUGAUCUCUUAGACAAACUACAAGCUGAAGCCAAGGUAUUUGCUGACAAUACGAAGAAUGUGGCGACCGAGGAGGACUGUAAAACGCCUUCAGACAAAGAUGACACCGUUCAAGAAAUAGGAGAUUGCGCUGAAAACGCAAAUGACGAUUACAAGUUACUGGAAGAGAAGCAUGCUGAAUUGACCAGAGAAUACGAAAUCCUUCGUCAACAAUACCAAGAAGCAGUUACUCAGAAGGAAAAAGAAAUAGAUAUACCGACAUCUGAGAAUAAAGCUUUGAAGAAAGACGUGUUUAUUGAUGACAAAUCUAACAAGGAAACACAGCAAGACUUUGAACACCUACAGUGGACUUUAGAAGAGCGAAUAAAGGAAUUGGAAGCUGGCAAUUCAAAACUGAAACUAGCCGAGGAAGAAUUGUCUCAAAACGUGAAGACAAAGAACCAAUUAUUGAGUUCACUGGAAGAUGCCAAACGAAUACAAACAACGCUGGAAGAAAGGAUUAGCGAUUUAGAAAGCGAGAAAGAAAACUCCAAAUUGGCAGAAAGGUCUUUCGAAGACCAAGUAACUCGCUUCAAGGCCGAGAACGAAAAGUUAAGAAUUGAAGUACUUGAGAUGACGAGAGGUGGUCAUCGACAUGCAGCAAAACUGCAGCAAGCUGCGAAAGAUCCAGAACUCGGUAAAACGACUGCUGACAAUGAAAUCAAGAUGCGAAAACUUGAAGAGGAUCUACUGAAAGUUACAAGCGAAAAACUCAAGCUUGAAUUUGAAUUAAGAAGUGCCAACAACGACUGCGAGAGACUCAAAAGCGAUCUCCAUCAGAGCGAGUCCGAGAGGAACUUGUUAAAUACUCAGCUUAAUGACAACAUCGAGCGAGCUGCAAACUUGGAAAUACGACUGAUGGAGAUGAGGUGUUCAUGUGAGACUAUCAAAGAUGAGAUUAACACGCUCAAAAACCAGAAGCGACAAGAAAGUUUCCAUCUUCACGAGGCAAGUGUUUGUAAAGAGAUUUUAGAAAAACGACUAGAAGAUGCACUCAGAGAAAAUAACGUUUUACAACACGACCUGGAGACCACACGUGAAGAAAGAAGAGAAAUGCUGCAGGCGAUCGCUAAGUUAGAAAAAGAAAAAGAACAGCUCACACAAGAGAUAGUUGGAAUAAGGAAACAGAUGCAACAACAGCAUGUCGAGGAAGCAAAAACAAGACCUGCUGGAAUGAGAGAAGAAACUGAAGAGGAUGAAGGGACCACGAUGAAACUGGAGAGCCUCGAAGAACUGGAAAAAUACAAAAACCUACACAGAGAAGACCAAGAGAAACUUAAGAUCGUUCGAGAUGAAUUAGCAACAAUUACCGAAGAUCAUAAACAGAUUAAAACGGAAUUAGAAGAGAUAAAAAAUAUAAAGGAAGAUCUCGAAAAACAGAUAGAAAAUUUGAAAAACACGACACUGGUAAAUGGAGACCGAUUAGCUUUGGAUCUUGAACAACGAUCUGAAAAUGAGGAAGAAACGAACGAAAGAGUCACAUUCGAUACAAUGGAAAUCGAAAAACAGACGAAAUUACUUGAAAAAGAGAAAGGACUUUUGGAGAAAGAGCUAACCCGGGUUCAAGACGAAUGCAACAAGCUCAAGGAAAAACUCGAGGUUAUCAAAAAUGCAACAGAGAAAGCACAAACGCAAGAGCAGCAAAGAAAAGAGCUGGAGGAAAAACAAGUACAGUUAGAGACGGAACUAACACGACUUCGAGAAUUAAACCAAAAGCUUGAACACGAAUGCGAAGGUUCUAAUAAACUAAUAAAGGAGUUGGAAAUAAAGACGAAGGCAUUGGAGAGUUUGCAGAAGGAGCUUCACUGUUUCCACGAAGAGAACGACCGCCUUACACAAGAGGUUGACAUAAUUCAACACACAAGUAAAGCCAUGACAGAUCACCAGUUUAACAAGGAAUCGUUUGAGACAGAGAAAUCUCUACUGAAGCAAGAACUUGAAACUGUUCAAAACCACAACAGAAAACUGCAAGAGCAGAUAGCAGACAUGAGUAAGGAACUCGUGAUAGUCAACGAACAAAAGGAGAGAAUCAGUUCCACAGAAAAAAGAAACGCCGCCUCCUUACAAAAUGAGGUUGAGAAUUUCCGAACCAUGCACCAACACCUUGAAAGUGAACUGGCAACUACACAAGGAAAGGUUAAGGAACUGGAGAUUGCAAAUGAGUCUUUAAAGAAAGAAAACAAAGCUUUUAAGGGGAGAGCAAAUGAAACGCUUCGGAGGAAAGAUGGCCCUAGAAAGACAGCCAGUGUAGAAAACAAAUUGAAGUCGAAGACAAAACACGAGCAAAGUGUGCCAAAGGAAAGUAAAGACGUUUCUUCAGCAGAGGGUGAAGGGGCUGAGACAGACUUGCGACAGAAAGUUGAACAGCUUGAAGACGAAAAGGUUCAACUGGAAAAUGAACUUAAUAAUCUAAGGAAAGACGUCAAUAAUGAUAGCGUUGCUACUUCCCAGGGCGUGUCGAUUGCAACACAAACGCUCGACGACCCUCCACAAGAAAACAAAGAAAUCAGCGAGAUAAGUGGCACUAGACUGACUACCAACCGCGACCAAGGAACAAACACUGAGUCCGAAAGUGGAAAAGAAAGCGCUCCCUUGACAGAGGACGUUAAAACAGGUUUUUCCGUUAUGGCAAAAGAGAACCUAUUACUGGAGAAGAAGGCGUCAUACUUCGCCAGAGCACAAAUGCAGCUGGAGCAGUCUCUUUCCAAAGCACUAGGAGAAAAUUCGACUUUAAAGACUAAAGUAAGCGAAGCAGAAAACGCCCUUGGAAUUCUUCGCGAGAGGGUGCAUGAACUGGAAAACAAGACGUCAACUUCUUUUCAGGUCGUAGACUUGAAGAAAAGUGUCAUGAUAUCAAGUGACAGCGAGAGCGAUUCUGAUGAAAGGGAACUAACGAGCAAAGAUCACAGGAAAGAAAGCCAAAGUGAAGAUAACACGAAUCAGAGUACAGGUUAUCAACCAGAUGCAAAGGAUGUGCAGGAAAGUGAGAGCUGUUCGUUGAACCCAGCCCAAUCUGAUGUCGAUCACUUGCGAAGCGAAGUGGAGCGACUAACAAAAGAAUUGGAAGGUCUGAAAUGCCAAAAGGAAGCCAUCGAGAGUGAUUUGAAGCAGAAAAAAGACGAUUUUGAAGCCAAUACUGAUAUUGAGGAAAAUGUCAACAGACAAGAACAAGAAAAUGCACUCCUGAAACAGGAAAGAAAGAGUUUGCUGGAAGAGUUGGAAGCGGUAACAAACCAACGAAACGUUAUUGAAAGUGAUCUGAGGCAAAAUAAGGAGUCUUGCCUGAAACAAGAACAAGAGAUGAAACAUUUACUUUCAUCGUACAGCCAAGAAAAGGAAAGUUUGCUAAAAGAACUUGAAAAUACCAAGUCAGAUUGCCGUAAAGCGCAAGAAAGACUUCGUGAAUUACAACAGAUCGACUCAGAAUUUGAAGAUAUCCGAAGGAAGAGCGCAGAAGCAGAAAAGCUGAUUACUGAACUCGAAAAAGAUCUGUUUUGUCAAACAGAGAUGAAAAAUGAGUUAAGACGGGAUCUUCAGAGCUAUCAGAACAAGCUCGUAGAAAUGGAGCAACUAGAACUAGAGUUACGCACUUGCCGAACGGAGAACGACGACUUGCAAGUUAUAAACAACCAGCUGAAGGACGAGAUGAAGAAAUGGAAAGAUGAGAAUAACAAUUUAACAGAUGAACUAAAAAAUGCCAAGCUUCAAUUGAGAUCAAUGGAGAAGCAGCGGAAGCAAUCCGUGAUUCGGAAUUCGAAUAUGAAAAGUCUCCAAGAUCAAAGUGUCCAAACUGAAUCAGCUAUUGAUCCCUCUAUCCAUGCCGAUGGCACAUGUGUAGAAGACAGCACAACACAAACAGAUGCAAAGGAUUCAGACGAAGCAUAUGUGUUUAAAGAAACCAGCAAACACGAAGAGGAAAAAUGUUCUCUACUACCAGCCGAGGCAGGAAGUGGGCCUCAUAGGCCAGAUGAAGUUGCAAAUGAAAAGCCUGUGGAAAUAGAAGCUUCCAACAACUCUCAAAUCCAAAUCAACUAUGAAGAGCUUGAAAUAACUGAAAGAAACAGCUUUAGGGGAGUUCCUAUUCCAAUAAUUGUAGUGAGUCAUGUUGAUGACCUUGACACAAGUAACCUCGACAGAACUGGAACAUUAAAUCUCUGCAUAGCAGACUUCGAAAGAGACUCGCCGAACGAUCAGAGCACUCCUGACGAGGAGAAAGAACAAAUCAGAUCUCCCAUGGAUAACGAAAAGACUAGAGGUACACGGGUUGAAGCCAACGAGCCACCAUUGCAAGAGCACCAAACGUCUUUGGUAUUAUCCAUUGGUCAAGAAAACUACAUCAGGGAAAGAGAACACAGCGGAUCCCAAGAGGAAUCAGAAACCAUGGCUGACCAACAAUCGGCACCAAACAACCAGUUAAAUGUUAAAAACCUCGAUGAAAAACAAUUAGAUAAUGAGCCUGGAGAAGAAUUGGAGAUACGUAGAAGUCAGAGAGAGGUUCUCUCCGAUAGCACACAGGGUGCUCCCACCACAAGACAUGAGUUAGAGUGGACGAUCUCCAGUUUAAAGUCUGAGUUGCAACAAAGUGCUGAGGAAAACGAGAAAAGCCAACAUGAAAUUAGCUUGCUUGUGGAAAAACAGCUGUCCAUGAAAAGGGAAAUCAGCUCUUUGCUAAGUGAAUGCGAGUCACUCAGAACAAAGGUGGCGAUACUGCAAACUCAAAACGAAGCCGUUUUAAAGGAACAGAUUCUUUAUGACCAGGAAAACGAGGAACUCCAGCAAAACUUGCAAGAUUUACUUGAAGAGAGGAAUUCGAUAGAGGAGGCCAAGAAAAAACUGGAAAGCGAAAAAGCAAGACUUGAAAUCGAGUUGUCAGAUGCAAUUGAAACAAGAGAAGCGGUUGAGGGAGAAAUGCUUCGCUUUAGAUCUGAAAACGGAAAUGUUUCACGACACAGAAUGGAAGGACAGCUUCAUGACAUAAGCGAGAGAUACGCCAAAUUAGAAACGGUACUGUCGUGCGUUCUUGAUGAGAAUUCAAAGAUGACUGCAGAACUUUCCGCUCUUCGAGCAGAAAACAGUAUGCUGAAGAGUUUCAAGAUUAUGGAAAUAACUGACAAUUGCACUCAAUUCUCGCCGAGAACAACUGAAGAUGAAAGUGAUGGGGAAGGACCACAAUCUGCGAAGAUAAGAAAAUCUGGGAUAAUAACCAAGUUCCCUGCCACACAGUUUUUGCGUCUUGGCGAAGGUCCAACCAACCAAUGUUUGACCAGUUCUACGACUUACGAAGAAUCAAGCCGAGUUCAAGGAGACGAAAAAGGGGCAACAACAGAUGAACCUCCGGAUACUCCAACCCUUGGUGUUAAUGCCAAUAGUAUACCAUCGGCCGCUGAUUCGCCUGGAAGCAGAUCUGAAACAGACCAACGACGAGGGAAAAAAGAAGGAUUUCCUCUUACUCCAACAAAUGAAGAUAGUACUGGAACUCUUUCGACGCCAACUGGCAUUGACGGAAAAGACGCCGAAAACUCUACAAAGGACACUGCGUCCUUAGUUAAAGGAUUGGGCAAAAAACAACAAAGGAAAGCGUUCAAAGAAAAGCCCAGUUCACACCAAAAAUAUGGCACGCCUGACGAUACCGGAAAAGUGGAAUCAGAUGACAAUGACUCCAGUAUGGAGGUCCAUACAAGCAGCUCCCUAGUUUCCGUCACAGAUCUCGACAUAAGCAUCUCGUCCGAUCAAAUCUCUUCAGAGGAUAGCUCUAUAGUGGGUCCAGAAAUUAGGGUACUACAAAGAAUGCAAAAGGAACUCGCAGAGACAAAAUGCAGCAACGUCCUUGUUAAAAAUGAGUUGUCCAUAAUUAGGAAGCACAAUGCUGAUCUUCAGAACCAAGUACAGAAGUUACUCAGCAGGAACAAUCACCUUAAGACGAAAAUGUGCGACAGGUCAUUGACCGUGAAAAGGAUGGAAAAAGAAGUAUCCAAUAUUAAAGACGAGAAUAACAGAUUACAAGAGCAGGCUGUUAUCUUACAAGACGAAAUGGCACGAGUCGAGAAGGAAAAGGCCAAAUUUGAACGUAACAUGUCUUCGACAAAAUCAGAGAACAAAAGACUCAAAUCUGAUUUGUCAAACAUCAAGGCAGAGAGUUACAGAACAAUGAAAGAACUGGUGAACUUGCAGGGCGAGAACAGGAGACUGCAACUGGAAAUUGAGAGGUUAAGGGAAGAAUCGCACAGCCUAAAAGGUCAUUACAGUGACCAAUCUGUCUCACAGGAGUUGUCGCUAUGGGGAGCAAUGUCCCAUGGGGAUAGGAGCACGUCGCGUAGGAGUUUACAAGAAAGAGCUGCUAAACCAGAGCCAGCCUACCUACAACAGAGAGCAGCGAGCGAUCUUUCAUUCGCCCAGCGCCGAAAGCCAGCUGAAGAUGCCCUUACUCCGGAGCUAUCACCUCUUAAUCUCUCCGAAGAACUUCAAAAACAAGCCGAUGGGGAUGAAUGUGGCAAAAGAUUGAUUGGAUCUGCGGACUCGGUCAGUAGCGACGAUAGAUCAAGAUUAGCAGAGCCCGUGUCGAGACGAGGAAGUCAGCUGUCGUUCGCGAGUGAAGCAAGCCAUCCAGAGGAAGCCAAAGAUCGAGAUGAAAACGGACGCACUAGCGAAAACGCUGAAGAUGAACACGACGACGAUGAACAAGGUGGAAAAGGAAAGAGCAAGAAAAAGAUCAAAACGAUUUUAAGGAAAUUACAGCACAGCAAAAAGAGUAAAUCAUCAAAAUAGAUUGCUGUACCUCCCAACUGAAAUACGUUCUCCGAUUGGAGGAGAACGUGACGUGUCACGGGUCAAAACUUACUAACUCACUAGGGAAACAACAACUUGAGCUUGAGCCACACCGCGGCAAAUUCGUGUGCCAGCCGGCGUCAAGCAAAUAAUAUUUUCAGUUUUCUUCUAUUUUUGAGUUAGGAAGCAUAACAAAACACUUAAUGGCUGGCCUCGCCUCACCUCGGGGAACAUUGAGGAUCUCGAGCAAACAAAAUUCACUAUUUCCCUUGGGGCCAGUCAUUAAGUGUUGCAUGUUGACUGAUCAUUCAGUUUUUCCAAAUUAAAGCAUGUUUUUACGAUAAAGUUCGUUCUUGUAAAUAGCGAAAAUAAUUCAAUUGUAGCGCAAUAUUUCUAAUUAAGUAAAAUUUAUUAAUCAAGUGAGAACAAAACUUGUACUCAGAGUCAAAUAAGCAAAUAAUCAAUACUCAUGCACAGAACGAACAAGAAACCUGAAACAUGAUCUCCAUCAUGUAACCAAACAAAUCUAUUUAAAUUAAUUUUUGCUUAAAGUAUAUAGCGUAGUCGUGAAUGUACCGUGGACGUUGAAACUGUUACUUCAGAAGUGACGAUUAUUUUACCAAGAUGCCUCAAUGAUACAAAUAUUGUGCGAUAGUUGUGUUACGCUCCUACCAAGAAGCCUCUGUAUUUUUGUUGUAUUUUUUGUAUUUUUCAAAAUUAGCCCACGAUAGUCCUCAAGUAAACUGCGUAAAUAAACUAAGGUGCCCCGCUUUACACGAAAUAAAGCAGUGUCAGCAGUAAAUUCUGACAACACUUAAAUGUUAUUAGAUUAAUUGAUUGCAGAAGGCAUAGAAAACAAAACGUGCUAACGGUAUUAUUGUCAAUAAUGAUAAAAACGUAGCUAAUUAGUUAUACCCCUUUUUGGUUAACAAGAUAAUGCUCUGCUUUAACGCAUUAUAUUUUAAUGAAACGUUCUUGAAACGUAUUUAAACACACUCAGCGAGUAAAUAAAACAAGUAUCACCUGAAAGGUCUAAAACUAAACAAGUUUGUUCUUUGAGUUGUUUAAGUGAAGAAUUCUUCGUAGGACAUCUAACUAAGAUUUGACCUGAUAAAUUCCAUACUGAUGACAACAUGUACAACAGGUACAAGCUGUUGACAAAAUGUCUAAUGAGCCUUCAAAUAUCCAGCAACUGGCUUCAUUUCUAACCCCAUGGUUGCCACAGGCAUCGUUCCCUGACUCUUCCUUGAUAAAAAUAAGUUUUCCGUGACGAAUUAAAUACAAAACAUCAGAUCUAGUAGUGGCUUCUGGUCUGAACUUACAGCCGUCCUUUCUGACGUCACCCUACAGAGAUCCGUGUAGCGUCUCUAAUUGGCUGUUACUCGGAUUUGAAUCUACGCGCACAAUUAACAACCAAUCAGAGAUGCGGAUCUCUGUAGAGUUAAAUUGGGCUGAAUCUUAGACGUUUAUUGAGCGCCGGAAACCUGUACUAUAAGAUGUUACAUUUUGUGCAACAAGCUGUUGACAAAAUGACUAAUGAACCUUGAAAUAUCCAGCAACUGGAUCCAUUUCUGACCCCAUGGUUGCCACAGGCAUCAUUCCCUGACUUUUGCCUGAUAAAAAUAAGUUUUCCCUGACCAAAUAAAUACAAAACGUCAGAUCUAGUCGCGGCUUCUGGUCUGAACUUUCUACUCGCUCAUUGAGACUAGUACGCUUUUAACAAAUUUUCCUUCUUCAUUAAGGAAAAAUAUCGUUGAGACCACAGUGACCCCAAAUGUUUGUUCCAG